AUGUCUGGUGAGUUGGACGAGCCUCAGGCCGGCUCCUCGUAUGCUGAGGACCGGCGGAAUCCUGAGGUAAAUUGGGCGUGGGUCCCGGGAGGAGUGAUCCAAAGGGCCGGUGCCCUAGGGCCUAGGUCCUGGAUCCAAAAGGUUCUUGAGCAAAUAGCAGACUCACCUCUCCAUUGGGUCACUCCCUCGGAGGUGGUGCCUGUCGCUGUGCUGGCCGUCCAAAGGUUAGAAGACGAGCCAAGAGACAUAGUUCGCAAACCGCCCCGUUACUGCUAUGACGUGACGAUCUCAGACCGGGUGUACCAGGAGAAGUGUUUCCUCGAUCCCAGACUGAACUUUCUCGUGUAUAAAAAUAUUCUUAAAGUUGGCAUAGAAAUGAAAAUGUUCAGAGUCUCGUGUCUUUACAACGAGAAAAGGUUAGGCCAGGGGAUCCUGUGCAUUGAUAACAUCCACUGUGGGGAGGAGACCUUGGACACUAUUUCUUCAGCAACUCCCUUCAGAAAUAGUGCCCACGAGGAGAUACCAGAGAGGCCCUUAAGGGGCGGGAAAAGUCAUUACCUGGCCCUGUGGAAUAACGAAGAUCCAUACGGAGAUAUCUGGUUAACCAACAAGCAACCUGAGGAAUACAAUUUUAACCAUACCAAAAUAAUUUUUCUUGCUCACCUUGAAAUGAGCUGGACUAACAGAAGGAAUUAUCCUGCUUUGCUUGUGAGAAUCAUGCAUAAAUCAAGACUGAGGUACUAUGGAAGACCCAAUAAAAAGAUGAUUGAGCCAUACCAGACCUUUUUGGAAGUUGCUGACAGUUCAGGCACUGUAUCAGUGAUCAUGUGGAAUGCCCUGUGUCCUGAGUGGUAUAAAUGUUUGCGGGUUGGUUUAAUUCUUCUGCUUCAAGAUUAUUCUGUUAAAAAGAGUUUUCCAUUCAGGCUGCAGCCUCUCCCUGUGGAUUCACAGAUCAAACUAAUUUCUACUAUGGAGGUCUCCCUGAACCUUCAAGAUCCUCCAAGUAAUAUAACUAUCAUUACAGAAAGGCAGGUGAAAUCAGAAUGGAGAUUGCCAAAGUUAAAUCAUCACUUUAUCACUAUAUCAGAACUGGAUGAUAUGCCAGAAAAGCAAAUCUGUGAUGUUGUUGGCAUUUUAGUUUUUGUAGGAAGGGUCCAGCGGUUAAAAAAGAAAGAAAACAGUGAAGAUUUUUGGACAUAUCACUGGAUUCACAUUGCUGACGGGACUUCAGAACAACCAUUCAUAGUGGAACUGUUUUCUACAUCUCAGCCGGAAAUCUUUGAAAAUAUUUGCCCAAUGACAUAUUUCAUGUGUACACAGUUGAAAGUUGUCAGAAAUAACAAUCAAGUACCUAAACUGCUUUAUCUCACCACUACAAAUGAGAAUCGAAUGUUUAUUAUCGGUCAUAGAGGCCAGCCAUAUGUCAACAAUACCAAAAUAAAGAAUUUUAUUCACUGGGUUAAAACAAAGACUGACUCUGGGGAAAUGAAGAAUACUGUUAUUGGUGGAUAUUACCCUUAUCCACCAGUGCCAGAGACAUUUUCCAAGUAUAGUACUUCUAUAAAAGUUCAGUCGCUCCUGACAGCUAUGAGUGAAGUGAGGAAGGAGAUUGAAAGCUUGCAAUAUAGGGAACAAAAACGCAUUGCAAUUCAGGGGAUAAUUACUAUUAUAAAGUAUAUAUCCCAUAGCAGUGCAACUGGAAGUUCCUCAGUAUCAGAAACACUUCAGAAAGUUAACCAACCCUCAACAUCCCAAACAGCAAUAAAAGAAAGUCAAAGUCAGGAACUAGAUGGUAAACAAGAUGAUGGUUCUGUGAGUGCUCAAACUACCUGUACAAGUUUGAGCCCUCCCAAGAAAAAAAGGAUUCUUCAAGGGCUAUUUGCCAAACUAGUUCCUAUACCUCAGCCAGAAACUUCUCCACAAACAAGAGAAAAUAUACCAGACAUGCCAUGCAUCUUCCAAUGUAUAGAAAAUGCAAGCACUGGUAUUAAAUGGAAAGCCAGAAAAACUCUAACUCAUAGGUGGGAAAGUCAACUGUGGAGAGAGAAAAAGUUUGGCUUAAGAGAUCACCUACGUUACAGCUUUGUUUAUCCUGAAAGUAUUCCACGGAAAUUUGUUUUCAAACACAAAAAAUUUCUUAUUCAGCAAUAUAAUUGUCAGCCUGCAAAAUACAUAGCACCAGAAGAAAGGCCCCAAAAACUUACUGAUUUUAAGAGUGCCCGAAGUCUUGGACAUUUUGAAAUAACCAUCCUAGGUCUGAACCAUGAGAGAGCAAUUGAUGUUGCAUUUCUACCCCUGUACCAUCCAGAAGAUAUCCAAAUAUCUCAAAUAGACACAUUAUUAGCCUGUAUGAAUUACAGCUGCGUGUAUCCACAGAAAGUAACUGAUUCUGAGAAAAUGCCAGGUCCAAGAGCCCUUGCAGGUGAUAUUAUAAAAGCAGUAACUGAACUGGAUAGAGUGCAUGUCAUCAGUAUCUUGGAUAUCUGUAAUUUGGGUAACAACAAAGUAGAAGUCUAUUUGCAUAAAAUUUAUAGACCAGAUAAUGCUCCUUAA
Pipistrellus nathusii (Nathusius's pipistrelle) is the source of this 2553-nucleotide messenger RNA. The record is from the annotation of a GenBank genome assembly. NCBI's taxonomy places the organism in Eukaryota, Metazoa, Chordata, Mammalia, Chiroptera, Vespertilionidae.